GCUGAUUUUCCAAUACGACGCAUAACAAAUAUCUUUGUUGUUAGUUGUUAUUUUUCUUCGUAUCACUCCAAUCGAUAAUAAAAUUUAUCUUCAACAGUAUUUCUUUAUUAUUUUCCAUAAAUUAAAUGUGUAGUUAACUUAUCAACACACAUAAAUAAUUUGUUAAGCGAACACCAGCACAAACGGCACAAAGCACUUGCGCUACGCGUAGUCUCAAGCAGUACCUAGUUCCAUAAUUUCUUAAGUGCACUGGUAAAGAUGGCACCGCGUUCAAUUCUCUUACUCUCCUCUUCACGUGUACAUGGCUAUGAGUUCUUGGAGCAUGCGAAGGAAUAUUUGAAAGAAUUUCUAACAAAGCGUAAUGUGAAGACGGUGCUCUUUGUACCCUACGCCCAGAACGAUUACAAUAAGUACACAGAGCUUGUUGAGAACUCACUUUCUCCAUGGGGUUUUAAAGUCGAAGGUUUGCACGUUAAACAGAACCCGAUAGAAGCAGUGAUGCAGGCGCAGGCGAUAUUCAUAGGUGGAGGCAAUACUUUUGUGCUGCUUAAAGCGCUCUACGAUGAAAAUCUAAUACCCAUAAUACGUGAACGUGUACUACUAAAGGGUAUACCAUAUAUUGGCUCGAGUGCCGGCACAAAUGUGGCCACACUCUCCAUACAUACGACAAACGACAUGCCAGUUACGUUUCCACCCACAUUUGAGGGUUUGCGUCUGGUGCCGUUCAACAUCAAUCCACAUUAUGUGGAUCCAGAUGCGGCGACACGUCAUAAAGGUGAGACGCGUGACGAACGCAUUAACGAAUUUAUUGAGUAUCAUAAAAAGCCGGUGUUGGGCCUACGCGAGGGCACUGCAUUACUGGUGGAGAGCGGUAAGGCCAUUUUAGUGGGAGAUCGUAAUGCGAAAUUGUUUUUGGCCAAUAAGGAACAAGUUGAAUUUGCACCAAACACCGAUUUGAGUUUUCUAUUGAAUCAAGCUUAAUUUGCUUUUGCGAAUGCAGAACAAAAAAAGGAAUUAAAAGGAAAGGAAAAAAGGAGGAAUUUAAAUGUCAAACUACAGUGUUUUUAGUGUAAUUGCUGUGUAUCUUGUUGUCAUUGUUUGAAUGUGUUAUUAUAGUAAAUGUGCUGCUGCUGUCACCUUAUCAAGCUUAAACAACAAUAUUUGCCAAAUAAAAUGCAUUUACUGAAAA
This is a messenger RNA of Zeugodacus cucurbitae (melon fly), 1189 nucleotides long. Its product is annotated as probable alpha-aspartyl dipeptidase. NCBI's taxonomy places the organism in Eukaryota, Metazoa, Arthropoda, Insecta, Diptera, Tephritidae. The record is from RefSeq and is a predicted model, not a curated record. Gene Ontology annotation, molecular function: serine-type peptidase activity. The transcript has 3 exons. Bases 259 to 981 code for a protein of 240 amino acids. Gene Ontology annotation, biological process: proteolysis.